UUUGCCAGGCCCUGAAGGCCGAGGGGAUGGUAUGAGUGUUGACUGAGGCCUGUCGGUCCAUCCAGAGUGAGCUCCCUGAGGCUGCCAGCAAGAGCCCCCAACCAACCCUGGGAUUCCCCCUUCCUGUUGGGAUCUCUGAGGGUUAAAGCAGAUUGUGAGGAAGAAGCUGAGAUGCCCUGUAUCCAAGCCCAGUAUGGAACACCAGCACCAAGCCCAGGAGCCCGUGACCACCUGGCAAGUGACCCCCUGACUCCUGAGCUCAGUAAGCCCACCAUGGACCUGGCCAGCCCCGAGGUGGCCCCUGCUGCCUCCACUGCCCUGCCCAGCUUCAGCACUUUUAUGGAUGGCUACACAGGAGAGUUUGACACCUUCCUCUACCAGCUGCCAGUAACAGCUCAGCCGUGCUCCUCGGCUUCCUCCUCAGCCUCCUCCACAUCCUCGUCCUCCGCCACCUCCCCUGCAUCUGCUUCCUUCAAGUUCGAAGACUUCCAGGUGUAUGGCUGCUACCCCGGCCCCCUGAGCGGCCCACUGGAUGAGACCCUAUCCUCCAGCGGCUCUGACUACUAUGGCAGCCCUUGCUCAGUCCCGUCGCCAUCCACCCCCAGCUUCCAGCCAUCCCAGCUUUCCCCCUGGGAUGGCUCCUUUGGCCACUUCUCACCUGGCCAGACUUACGAAGGCCUGCGGGCAUGGACAGAGCAGUUGCCCAAGGCUUCUGGGCCCCCACAGCCACCAGCCUUCUUUUCCUUCAGUCCCCCCUCUGGGCCCAGCCCCAGCCUGGCCCAGAGCUCCCUGAAGCUGUUCCCUUCGCCGACCACCCACCAGCUGGGAGAAGGGGAAACCUAUUCCAUACCAGCAGCUUUCCCAGGCUUGGCACCCACUUCCCCACACCUUGACAGCUCAGGGAUGCUGGAUGCACCCAUGACCUCAACCAAGGCCCGGAGCGGGGCUCCCAGUGGAAGUGAGGGCCGCUGUGCUGUGUGUGGGGACAAUGCUUCAUGCCAGCAUUAUGGUGUUCGCACCUGUGAAGGCUGCAAGGGCUUCUUCAAGCGCACAGUGCAGAAAAAUGCCAAGUACAUCUGCCUGGCUAACAAGGACUGCCCUGUGGACAAGAGGCGUCGAAACCGCUGCCAGUUCUGCCGUUUCCAGAAGUGCCUGGCUGUGGGCAUGGUGAAGGAAGUUGUCCGGACAGACAGCCUGAAGGGGCGGCGGGGCCGGCUACCUUCAAAACCGAAGCAACCCCCAGAUACCUCCCCUGCCAAUCUCCUCACCUCCCUCGUACGGGCACACCUGGACUCAGGGCCCAGCACUGCCAAAUUGGACUACUCCAAGUUCCAGGAGCUGGUACUGCCCUGCUUCGGGAAGGAAGAUGCUGGGGAUGUGCAGCAGUUCUACGACCUGCUGUCGGGUUCCCUGGAGGUUAUCCGCAAGUGGGCCGAGAAGAUCCCUGGCUUUGCUGAGCUGUCACCAGGUGACCAGGACCUGCUGCUGGAGUCUGCCUUCCUGGAGCUCUUCAUCCUCCGCCUGGCCUAUCGGUCUAAGCCGGGCGAGGGAAAGCUCAUCUUCUGCUCAGGCCUGGUGCUGCACCGGCUACAGUGUGCCCGUGGCUUCGGCGACUGGAUUGACAGCAUCCUGGCCUUCUCCAGGUCCCUGCACAGCUUGGUUGUUGACAUCCCUGCCUUCGCCUGCCUCUCUGCUCUCGUCCUUAUCACCGACCGGCAUGGGCUACAGGAGCCCCGGCGGGUGGAGGAGCUCCAGAACCGCAUUGCCAGUUGCCUGAAGGAGCACAUGUCGGCUGUGGCGGGUGAGCCCCAGCCAGCCAGCUGCCUGUCACGUCUGCUGGGCAAACUGCCUGAGCUGCGGACCCUGUGCACGCAGGGCCUGCAGCGCAUCUUCUACCUCAAGCUGGAGGACUUGGUGCCCCCUCCACCCAUCAUCGACAAGAUCUUUAUGGACACGCUGCCCUUCUGACCCCAGCCUGGGAACACAUGUGCACACAUGUAUACACAUGUGUAUGCACUCUCUUAUGCCACCCCACGUGCCUUUAGCCCAUGGACCCCAGGAGCACCUCCCAGCCUGGACUUGAGCUGCAGGUCUGACCUACCUGCUCACCUGCUCUAGGAGGCUGGCAGGGGGCUGAAGCCCUGGGGGAGGGGGUGCAUUCAUGGGGGUGACCCCACUAUUUGUCCUACCUUCCCCCCCAGCCCAGCCCUAGCCUUCAUGUUUUUUGUAAGAUAAACCAUUUUUAACACACACUGCCGUGCUGUAAAUAAGCCGAAUGCCACUGUAAAUACAGGAAGGAAGAGGUUGAUGUGGGAGUGGGGGUUGGGAGGGAGGGAUGGGGCCCCCACGGGCCAGGGCAAGCUUUUCCAGCCUCCUUUACUUGCGCUCUCUUCCCACCCUUCUUCCACAUGUACAUAACUGUCUCUCUAGGAAGAAGACAAAUGACAGAUUCUGACAUUUAUAUUUGUGUAUUUUCCUGGAUUUAUAGUAUGUGACUUUUCUGAUUAAUAUAUUUAAUAUAUUGAAUAAAAAAUAGACAUGUAGCUGAAA
Messenger RNA from Galeopterus variegatus (Sunda flying lemur), 2550 nucleotides. RefSeq names its product nuclear receptor subfamily 4, group A, member 1 (gene NR4A1). Lineage: Eukaryota; Metazoa; Chordata; Mammalia; Dermoptera; Cynocephalidae. Gene Ontology annotation, molecular function: zinc ion binding; nuclear receptor activity; RNA polymerase II cis-regulatory region sequence-specific DNA binding. Bases 172 to 1968 code for a protein of 598 amino acids. Gene Ontology annotation, cellular component: nucleus; transcription regulator complex. The transcript is spliced from 8 exons. Gene Ontology annotation, biological process: cellular response to corticotropin-releasing hormone stimulus; regulation of transcription by RNA polymerase II. The record is from RefSeq and is a predicted model, not a curated record.